This is a messenger RNA of Apis florea (little honeybee), 568 nucleotides long. RefSeq lists its product as uncharacterized. Lineage: Eukaryota; Metazoa; Arthropoda; Insecta; Hymenoptera; Apidae. The record is from RefSeq and is a predicted model, not a curated record.
AUAAAAAAUUUUUCAAGUUUAUGAUUUAUUAUAUUAAUUUCAUUACUUUCAAUUAUAUAUUAUUAAUAAUAGUCAAGAUGCAGAAUGAUUAUAAUCUUUGUAAAUUUUCAAAAUUUAAGUAUACUGCAGGAGAAACAAUGGGAAAUUGGGGAUUUUCUAACAGAAUUUCAAAUUCUGGUCAAGAACUUAAACGUUUAAGAUGUCUAUUUAACAAAAUGGAUUCUAUGAGAACCACAAAACCAAUGAUGUGUGUAAAAUAUAAUUAUUUAUAUGAUCCAGAAGCAUGGGGUACAAAACCUAGUCCUGAAGAAUGUAAACCAAUUUGGAUGACCUUUCCUAUGAGUCGACCUCUUAUUACGUAUAGUUCUACUGCUACUAUAUUAUUGGCUUCAAAUUUAAAUGAGAUUCGAACAGAUUUGCUUUAUCCUAUUCCAGGUCGAAGUUAUGUAUUACAGGGUACAGAUAAAUGGUAUCGAUAUAGACAAUGCAAUGUACCAUGUCCUACGCCUCGAUGUAAUUAAUAGCAGAUAUUUAUGUUCAAAACUAAUAAUAAUGUAUAUACAAAUAA